Entelurus aequoreus (snake pipefish) is the source of this 1634-nucleotide messenger RNA. RefSeq names its product DNA repair protein RAD51 homolog 2-like. The record is from RefSeq and is a predicted model, not a curated record. Lineage: Eukaryota; Metazoa; Chordata; Actinopteri; Syngnathiformes; Syngnathidae. Gene Ontology annotation, molecular function: DNA binding; ATP hydrolysis activity; ATP binding. The transcript has 11 exons. Gene Ontology annotation, cellular component: Rad51B-Rad51C-Rad51D-XRCC2 complex. Gene Ontology annotation, biological process: double-strand break repair via homologous recombination. The coding region runs from base 103 to 1260 and encodes 385 amino acids.
AGAAGCUCGUCACGAACAAGUGGCGGUCAAAAUGAAAACAAACCGACCAAGUUUUAUUUUUUACCUUUUUUAUUCUGUACGAUGAAUUAAAAAAAGCUAACAAUGGCGUCUCGAGCACUGAAGCGAGCCGGUGUGUCCCCUGAGUUAUGUCAGCAACUUAAACGAAGUAAAAUAGAAAGUUGUAAGGAACUGCUGUCUCGCUCGCCUUUUGAAGUGAUGCGUGCUGCUGGUUUGAGUUACCAGGAUGCUUUAGAGAUGUUGGUAUCUGUGAGCAGAAUCAUUGCUCCCUCACCCAUUACGCGAUCGACGGCGCGACGAAGGACUUCACCCGAUCACAGAUGCGGUUGGCGGCUAGCAUCGGCUAGCGCGGCUGCUAUCCAAGCUUUGGAGUUGUGGAAGCGUCACUCAGAGUCUUGUUUCUCAACAUCACUACCAGCUUUGGACAAAGUGCUGAGGGGAGGCCUUCCCUGUGGGAAUAUCACUGAGGUGGCGGGGCCAUCUGGCUGUGGGAAGACACAAUUCUGUUUAAUGCUGAGUGUUUUGGCCACUCUGCCAAAGGAGCUGGGUGGCCUGGAUCGCAGUGUAAUCUACAUUGACACGGAGUCAGCGUUUUCUGCUGAAAGGCUGGUGGAGAUCGCACAGAACAGGUUUAGAGACCGCUUCUGCUCAAAGGAGAAAGUCUUGGAGAUGGCAGGCAGGGUCCAUGUCUACAGGGAUCUCACCUGCCAGGAUGUCCUUAACAGACUGGAGAGACUGGAGGAGAUCAUCAUCUCAACCGGAGCAGGUCUGAUCAUACUGGAUUCAGUGGCUUCUGUGGUGAGAAAGGAGUUUGACACAACAUUGCCUGGCAAUUUGAUACAUCGUAGCAACAUGCUGGGAAAAGAAGCAACCACGCUGAAAUAUCUGGCUCAUCAAUUCAACAUCCCUGUGGUCCUGACCAACCAGAUCACCACUCAUAUUGGACACCAAGAUUCUCGUCCUGCUGCUGAGAAGGAUGGUGGCUUUGUGACGACAGCUUUAGGAAACACGUGGAGUCACAGCAUCAACACCCGUUUUAUUGUGCAGUAUAUGGCUGGAUGUCAGAGACAGCUUUUGGUUGCCAAGUCCCCCGUGGCUCCCUUUGCUGUGCUCAACUAUGUAAUCCAGAAGGAAGGAAUCCAUAUAGUUGAAAACGAUGGUGAGGACAUCUUGUAUGAGGGCAUGGAUCCCAGCCUCCAGCCUAUUAGGGUGAGAACUGAGCUCAACAUAGAUUCGAACUGACUCCAUUGUACUAAACCAAAAGCGUAGUGGAAAUUCUUGGAAGCUGUUUGACUCUUUAGUGUUUUGUCUAGAUCAUUUUGAUUCUAUAUUCACCAUAGAAAAUAAAGGAAAUCGAAGUAUUCUGUUCCAAACAUUAUUUUUUGUCAACAUACAACUUUUAAAUUCAGGCUAAUAUUAGCCUCUUUGAACGGUACAACUAGUAUUAAAUGUAGACAAAACAAAAAUACCGUAAGUGUUUAUGGUUGUGAAUCUCGUCUUACCUUUGCUGUUUCCUCUUAAUAAACCUCCUUUUUGUGUUAGUCAAUUCUUUAUUGUUACGCUGAAAUGAUUUCCACCACAAACAAUGACGCUUGAUUAAAACUAACUUCCUGUGA